Molecule: messenger RNA, 1933 nt
Organism: Lindgomyces ingoldianus
Lineage: Eukaryota; Fungi; Ascomycota; Dothideomycetes; Pleosporales; Lindgomycetaceae
Product: SecY protein
Exons: 3
Coding region: 105-1532 (475 amino acids)
Biological process (GO): post-translational protein targeting to membrane, translocation; SRP-dependent cotranslational protein targeting to membrane, translocation
Cellular component (GO): membrane; Sec61 translocon complex
Molecular function (GO): transmembrane protein transporter activity; ribosome binding; signal sequence receptor activity
Source: RefSeq, a predicted model, not a curated record
GGCCUGCCCACCUCUACUCAUCGUCUCUUCUAUAAUUCUCCAACACGUCUUCUUCACUCCCUUCUUCUCCUUUGUCUUCUUCUCCACUGGAUUAAAUUGCAACCAUGUCCGGCUUACGGUUCCUUGACCUUGUAAAACCCUUCGUCCCCCUCGUCCCCGAAAUUCAGCUUCCAGAAAGCAAGGUUCCUUUCAACAACCGGCUAGUAUGGACGGGCUUAACCCUCCUAGUCUUCUUGGUCAUGAGCCAGAUGCCUUUGUACGGAAUUGUAUCCUCGGACACGUCAGAUCCCCUAUACUGGCUGCGUAUGAUGAUGGCAAGUAAUCGGGGUACUCUGAUGGAGCUGGGUAUUACGCCAAUCAUCUCGUCGGGCAUGGUUUUCCAACUCUUAGCCGGAACUCACUUGAUUGAUGUCAACCUGGAUCUGAAGUCGGACCGCGAGCUGUACCAGACGGCGCAGAAGCUUCUUGCCAUCCUCAUAUCCUUCGGACAGGCUGUGGUCUAUGUCAUCUCUGGUCUCUAUGGCCAGCCCUCCGAUCUUGGCGCCGGUAUCUGUGUCCUUCUUGUCAUUCAGCUCAUCAUUGCCGGUUUGAUCGUCAUCCUCCUAGACGAGCUUCUCCAGAAGGGGUAUGGUCUUGGAAGUGGUAUCUCUCUGUUCAUCGCGACCAACAUCUGCGAGUCGAUCAUGUGGAAGGCUUUCUCCCCAACUACCAUCAACACUGGUCGUGGACCUGAGUUCGAGGGAGCGAUUAUCGCCCUCGUUCACCUGCUUUUCACCUGGCCAAACAAGACGAUUGCUCUCAAGGAGGCUUUCUACCGCCAGAACCUCCCCAACGUUAUGAAUCUACUCGCCACCGUUGUUGUCUUCGGUGCCGUCAUCUACCUCCAAGGCUUCCGCGUUGAAAUCCCCGUCAAGUCUGCCCGCCAGCGUGGUGUUCGCGGCUCAUACCCUGUCCGCCUCUUCUAUACCUCCAACAUGCCUAUCAUGCUGCAGUCCGCGCUGUCCUCUAAUGUGUUCUUAAUCAGCCAGAUGCUGUUCUCCCGCUUCUCUGACAACCUUCUCGUCCGCCUUAUCGGUGUCUGGGAACCUCGUGAUGGAUCCGCUCAACUAUUUGCUACAUCCGGUAUUGCCUACUACAUGUCUCCCCCCCUCUCCAUCACUGAGGCGCUCUCCGACCCUCUCAAGACGGCUGUCUUCAUCGUUUACAUGCUCGUCGCAUGUGCCGUCUUCUCUAAGACUUGGAUCGAAGUUUCGGGGUCCUCUCCCCGCGAUGUCGCCAAGCAGUUGAAGGAACAGGGUCUCGUGAUGGCUGGCCACCGUGAAGAGUCUAUGUACAAGGAGUUGAAGCGCGUCAUCCCCACGGCUGCCGCUUUUGGUGGAGCUUGCAUUGGUGCUUUGUCUGUUGGUAGCGACCUUCUCGGUGCUUUGGGCAGUGGAACUGGUAUCUUGUUGGCCGUCACAAUCAUCUACGGAUACUUUGAAAUUGCAGCUAAAGAGGGAGAUAUGUCUGGUCUUAAGGGCAUGGUCAUGUGAUAAGAUUCACCUUUACCCAGGAAGAUUGAAAUGCUGUUGGAGUUGGAAUUGAGGAGAUAUUCGAUUUCCUUGAGGUGAUUAUAGUCAAGGAUAAUGAUGCGUUCUUGAUAGAGGCAGGCAGCAUCGUGUAUACUACCUAGUGGGAAAAAAUGAUACUGGCUGUUCUUGCUGGAUGGUUUUUGUUACUGGGCGAGAUAAAAGUUUGGCCUUGGAACUAUGGGCAUGACUGGUGGGGCACUUUUGUGUAUGUGAAUCUAGUUAGAAGUCAGUAUCGGGAGUUAAAAUGCUAUUUCGCUAAGUUUUGCUGCUGGGAAUGGGGCUAUGGUAGUGUUGUGGGGUACUGGGUAUUGUGUAGGUGUAAGAUCUCGUUUUUAAUCGCGUUCAUUUCAUUUUGUGUUGAG